This is a messenger RNA of Sturnus vulgaris (Common starling), 359 nucleotides long. NCBI's taxonomy places the organism in Eukaryota, Metazoa, Chordata, Aves, Passeriformes, Sturnidae. The record is from RefSeq and is a predicted model, not a curated record.
CAGGGAGCCAGGGCUGCACUCAGCCCAGCACAGGAAGGCACCAUGAAGUCCCUCAUCGUGCUGACCCUCUUGGCCCUGCUCACCUUCGGCCUCUGCCGCAGAGCUGCCGAUGGCUCCACCAAUGACUCGCCCAGCUCUGAAGCCUUUGUCUCCAGACGUGCCAGCGCUGAGGUGGUGCAGAGGCAGAAGCGGAAUUAUGGUUAUGACAGCAGCGUUUAUGGAGCCCCACGGGACCCGCUGGAGGCCAAGCGCGAGGUGUGCGAGCUCAACCCCGACUGUGACGAGCUGGCUGAUCAGAUUGGAUUCCAGGAGGCUUAUCGGCGCUACUACGGCCUCGUGUAGCCCCAGCCACCCCCUUC